Molecule: messenger RNA, 2408 nt
Organism: Oppia nitens
Lineage: Eukaryota; Metazoa; Arthropoda; Arachnida; Sarcoptiformes; Oppiidae
Product: oxysterol-binding protein-related protein 9-like
Exons: 10
Coding region: 140-2260 (706 amino acids)
Cellular component (GO): cytosol; membrane; intracellular membrane-bounded organelle
Molecular function (GO): sterol binding
Source: RefSeq, a predicted model, not a curated record
CAAUAAUUUAGUCAAUGCUUUAAUCAAUAGGUGUAUCAAUUGAUUGAGUCAUAUAUCAUAUAAUAUUGCAUUGAUUCGUAUGUUUUUAUAAUCAAUUGGGUUUUACCGACUUAAUUAUCACCUAAUUUGAUCCAUUAUAAUGGCUAUCAAUACAAUGGAGGGACCACUUUGUAAGUGGACUAAUGUGAUGAAGGGAUGGCAAUACAGAUGGUUUGUUUUGGAUGACAACGCGGGUCUUCUUAGCUAUUAUACGUCCAAAGAAAAGAUGAUUAAAGGAGACCGAAGAGGAUGUGUUAGACUUAAAGGAGCAGUCAUUGGUAUUGAUGAUGAAGACGACAGUACUUUCACGAUCACAGUCGACGGCAAAAUGUUUCACUUUCAAGCACAUGAUGCUGAAGAACGAAGCCGUUGGGUAACCGCUUUAGAGGACACUAUUUUAAGACAUACCCAUAGAAAGCGUAAUAAGAAGAGCGAUCUAAGCCAAGUGCCGACACUUAAUGAUUUUGAAAGAAAACUUACAGAAACUGACUCUUACUUACAAUUAGUGAUCAAUCAAUGCAAACAAUUGGAUCAAAAGAUUGAUAACACAACUAACGAAUCUGAAAAAGAGAAACUUUUGGUUAUUAAAGCCAAGACAUUGACUCUUUUGGAUGGCAUUAAACAUACCAUUGUUUUGCUUCAAAUCGCUAAGAACACAACACAUCCUGUGAAUGGCUUAUUCACCGAAAGUUCCGCUACAACGACAACAUUGGAUUCAUCAACAAACUCAUCGAUAGCUGAAGAAUUGUCUACAGUUGUGAACAAUAGUAAUGAAAAUCAAUUAAAUACUUCCAAAAGUAGUAAUACUGAUACAGGUAGUGAUAUAACAGUGUCCAACAAUAUAAACCGUCCACAACUCGAACAUAACUUUUCAGUGACAGAUUCAGUACUCAAUUUACAUUUAGUGCCCGAAGUGUCCUACAGUAGCAGUGAUGACGACGACUUCUAUGACGCUGAAGAGAUUUCUCCGAUAUCUGUGAUGACUAAACCAAUAGUCAAAAACGAUAGUCAAGUAAUAGAUAGCUUGAAUAAUAUGAGUUUGCAAUCAAUUAACUCUAAAAAUGAUAAAAACGUCGUUGACUUUGAUUCGAUGUAUGAAAGUGAAGAAGAAGAGUUGGGAAGCAUUGAAGGACACGGAUCUGUUAUAUCGCAUCUGAUAUCUCAGGUCAAGAUUGGUAUGGAUUUGACUAAAGUAGUGUUACCAACAUUUAUAUUGGAGAGGCGUUCACUUUUGGAAAUGUAUGCCGAUUUUUUUGCUCACCCGGAUCUUUUUGUUAGUAUUACAGAUUGUGUGACACCACAAGACCGUAUGAUCCAAGUCCUCAAAUGGUAUUUAUCAGCCUUUCAUGCGGGACGUAAAAGCUCUAUUGCAAAGAAGCCAUAUAAUCCAGUUUUAGGUGAAGUAUUCAAAUGCUAUUGGAAUGUCCCAGAAAUUGAACAAACAAAUAGAAAAGUAGAAGACGGACCCAUUUCUUGGGCUUCGACAUCAAACUUGACAUUCAUUGCUGAACAGGUCUCACAUCAUCCACCGAUUUCUGCAUUUUAUGCCGAACACGUCGAUAAACGGAUUAUGUGUUCCGCUCAUAUUUACACGAAAAGCAAAUUUCUUGGAUUAAGUAUUGGAGUCAAUAAUUUAGGGACCGGUUCUAUAUAUUUGUUAGACAAGGGUGAAGAAUAUGUCUGUACAUUUCCCAGUGCUUACGGUCGAUCCAUUUUGACUGUUCCAUGGGUUGAAUUAGGCGGACCCGUUACCAUCACUUGUCAACAAACAGGAUAUUCUGCUAAUAUAGACUUCUUAACAAAACCCUUCUAUGGCGGAAAAAAACAUAGAAUAAAUGCUGAAGUAUUCAGUCCUCCGCCAACUAAGAAAUCAAUUGUUAACGUUUCGGGUGAAUGGAACGGAUUAAUGACGGCUAAGUGGACUCAAUCGGGAAAAAGCGAAGUGUUUAUCGACACAAAAGCCAUACGUAUUAUCAAAAAACAGGUGAAUCCUAUUGGAGAUCAGGAAUCGUACGAAUCUCGUAAUCUGUGGAAAGAAGUGACAGCAGCUCUCAAACAGCACGACGUGAUCGCCGCCACAAACGCUAAGUUUAAUGUGGAACAGACUCAGAGACAACUCGUCAAAGAGCGACAGGAAAAGAGCACUAAAUGGGAAAAUAGGGUCUUCCAUAGUUUGGGUGAUAAUUGGAAUUAUAACAAUCCAUUGACUGCACGGAAAUAAUACUAAAGCUAAUUAAAAACAAUUUUAGAAAUAAUAUUUAAUUUAUAAAAUAUAAUGAAAAUUGAAACAAUUAUGAAAACAUUAUCAUAAAUGAGUAAUAUCUAUGCAUUAUUAACAUAUAAUAUAUAAUAACUUAAAAGCCCAUUCA